Molecule: messenger RNA, 2733 nt
Organism: Oldenlandia corymbosa var. corymbosa
Lineage: Eukaryota; Viridiplantae; Streptophyta; Magnoliopsida; Gentianales; Rubiaceae
Source: the annotation of a GenBank genome assembly
UUUCCAUAGAUCAGCUAACAGGGGCAAUAUAGUACCUUGACCAGAUAGAACAGAACAGCACAUUCCUUGGAAAGAACUGGGCUUCAUCAGACAAACAUAAUUACGUCAUUUAAAAAUUCGUUAAGACUUUUCCAUUGCUCGCCGAAUUAAUUCCACGAUUGCAGAUUAUCAAAUGGUAGCUCCUUUUUCCAAUUUUAUGGGGGAAAUUCUAGGGUUUCCUGGUGCAACUUAGCUCAAUCAAUCCAGAAGCUUCAACGAAGAUUCUGGUUUUGUGUCACUUGGGCCAACCAAAGUAACCAAAAGGGUAAAUAAGAAAAAAGAAAAAGAAAAAAAAGGGGGCAAGUCGUAAGCAAAUCGAGGAACUUGAAAUUCGAGUUUUCCCCAACAUUUUUUUCGGGUUUUGAAUUCUUACAGAUCAUCUCUGCACUUCUGCUUCCUGUUUCUGCGAGGUUUUGUGGUUUGUAUGUAUUGAAAUACGAGUGGGUUUGCUGGGGUUACCUUAUUUGUCGAAACAAAGGGAGUUGAGGGCUUCUGUGGUAAUUACACGGUGGAGAAUAGGAUCUUAUCACUAAAAUCACCAUAUGUAUAAAUAGUUAUGAGAUUUGUUUCUGUACCCUGUGUUACGGGUGUUUUUAUCUUCAUCAAACUGGUGAAAGCAAAUCUUCGAGUCCACAAUGUUAUCUAAAUAUGUUUCUAGACUUGUUAAUGCAUGCCGGCAAGGAUCCCAGAGAUCAACAUUCUCACAAGUUGUGCUGCAAGAGUUAGUGGAAAUCCCUAUCAGCCAAACAAAAUUAUUGUUUGGUGGAGCAUCUGAAGUAAUCACUGACCUGCAGGGUCUUGUACGGCCGGGCACUGUUGCUGCUGCCCAAGCAAAUUUGCAUGUAGCCAACCGUCGAAAGAAUAUAUCAUUAGCCGAAGUGUUUUCUCGGGCAAUCUCUGUUCCAUCUGUGUCUGGACCUUCAUUUCAAGUUUGUGGUUAUCACGUUGAUCGGUUGUUAUCAGAGCUUACUGAAGUUUCUGUGCCCCACGUGCCUCAAUCCAUGGCUGUUUGUAGUUCUAGACUCGGUUUUUCUUAUGGCAGCAGAACAAGUAAGCACAUUCAGCCUUCCAUUGUGGCAAAGAAUUCUCUUCCUUCCAGCAGCAGCAGGAGUAUUGAGAAUUGUCGGAAUGCUAGCAUGAGUUCACGAAACAAAGAGCAGCCCAACAAAUUCUUGGUUUAUGGAUAUUACAUUUACAAUGUUGCUAAGAGGAAAGGUAAUUCUCCUUUCCAUGAAUUUGGGCUGAGAGUUUUCCACACUUCAUCUCCAUCAUGUUCAUCGGCCGGUACUGCUCCUGAUGUAUCAUUUGAUAGCUCUAUCCGUGAGGAGAAUCUUUCCAGCUCUGCCAAUUCAUCAACAGAGACGAUUCCCAUGCACAGAGCUCUGAAGCUGAACUCUGGAUCAUGUUAUUUGCCUCAUCCUGAUAAAGAAGAGACUGGUGGAGAAGAUGCCCAUUUCAUUUGUUUAGAUCAACAAGCAAUUGGUGUUGCUGACGGUGUUGGUGGAUGGGCAGAUCUAGGAAUUGAUGCUGGACAGUAUGCUCGUGAACUUAUGUCCAAUUCAGUGACAGCUAUUCAAGAUGAACCUAAAGGUUCUGUUGACCCUGCAAGGGUACUGGAGAAAGCUUAUGUCAGCACGAAAGCCAAAGGGUCCUCUACUGCUUGUAUUGUUGCUCUUACGGACCAGCAGGGUCUGCACGCUGUUAAUCUUGGGGACAGCGGAUUUAUGGUCGUUAGGGAUGGUUGCACAGUUUUCAGAUCUCCUGUCCAGCAACAUGAUUUCAAUUUUACAUAUCAGCUGGAAAGUGGCAAUGCUGGUGAUUUGCCUAGCUCUGGACAGGUCUUCACAAUUCCUGUUGCUCCUGGUGAUGUUAUAGUAGCUGGUACUGAUGGUCUUUUCGAUAAUUUGUAUAAUAAUGACAUCACGGCUGUGGUAGUGCAUGCCGUGAGAGCUGGAUUUGGACCCCAGGUGACUGCUCAGAAGAUAGCAGCAUUGGCUCGACAACGAGCUCAGGAUAAAAAUAGACAGACUCCCUUCUCUGCUGCUGCACAAGAUGCCGGUUUCCGCUAUUAUGGUGGAAAGCUUGAUGACAUCACUGUGGUGGUUUCAUACAUAACUAGUGACAACAAUGUAUGUAUCGACUACUUAUAUACAUCUUGCACUAUUGAAAAGUCAUGGACUUCACCGAAUCACACAUGCAUGAGUUGGUGAUAGCCGCUGGGAUUAUUAUAAAUUUUUAGGCAUUUGAGAUUUCUGAUGAAACUACCUAUUUACCAUGCAGGAAAAGGUUUCACAAGGUGGAUCUGGUUAGAGAUCUGUGGUACGAUGUGCAGCUUGCCGAUAAAUUGCAAUAUUCGUGGCCGUGUUGGUGCAGCAAAUCAUUACAGUAUCUAUAGUUUAGACUUUAGAUUUGAUCUAAGCAUUUUUUUUAAUCGUUUUCUGAUAAUGGUUGCUACCUUUACAUCAUCUGGUUUUGUACAUAAUAAUUUUGAGAUGUAUUUUCUAUACAAGAGAAGAAACUUUUUGGACCUGUAAACUCUUGUUGUGUAAAAGGACUUGUGUAAAAGGACCUGUAAACUUUUUAGAGAGACUUAAUGGAGACUGCAUGCAAGUUUGUUUUUGCUCUAUGAACAAAAGAAACAAAUAAAUUGUAGAUCUUUGCAUCUUUUUCCUUUGUUUUUGCUCUAUGAACAAA